CAGAGCUUCUCCUCACAGUGUCCCGGUCAGCCUCCAUCUUGACCCACGACUUUGGCCCGGACCAAGACUACCUAGGUAGAGUUUGUGGGCACUUGAUUCCUCGAUCUAUGGAGCUCUACGCUCAGGAACGCGCGCGGCGCGUCGUGCGGGAAGAGAGACGGCGAUACGAAGAGGAAAACGCCUUGGUUCGCCGUUGAAACAAUCUUCUCCGAUGCAGACCAAGCGCUCCUGAUUUACAUCACCAGCACUCAAUACCAGAGAGUGUGUUUUCCACCAUCAGCCCUGACUAUCAUCGAGAUGUGGCUCUCGCGGGGUUUAUUGCUCCUUACACUUGUGCAAACAGGUUUCGGAUUGCAGAAUUGGAAUAUCAGAAGGGAAUCGGUGCUUCUUCAGAAUAUAGUGACUUAUGAUGAACAUUCAUUGCUUGUUCAUGGACAGAGGAUCUUUAUUUUUGGUGGGGAGUUCCAUCCUUUCCGUCUUCCAGUCCCAGAUCUAUGGCUUGAUAUCUUCCAGAAAAUCAAAGCAAUGGGCUACAAUACUGUCUCAUUUUACGUGAACUGGGCACUCAUUGAAGGAGAGCCUGGGGUUUACCGAGCCGAUGGGAUCUUUGCACUGGAACCGUUCUUUGAGGCGGCAACUACCGCUGGUGUAUAUUUGAUUGCACGGCCAGGUCCAUACAUCAAUGCCGAAGCAUCUGGAGGAGGAUACCCAGGAUGGCUACAACGAGUUCCAGGUCUUCUUCGAACAAAAGCUACAACCUAUGUUGAAGCCACGGCACUCUAUAUCAAGACCGUUGGUGAGAUCAUUGCCAAAGCACAAAUCACGAAUGGAGGGCCGGUGAUCCUCUUCCAGCCUGAAAAUGAGUACUAUAAUGCAAAUUUGAAUACUGGUACUUGCGACAACUAUACCUCAUAUGAUAGACCUUAUAACGACUGCGAUGCAGACUAUAUGCAAGGCCUUCUUGAUAUGUACCGAGCUGCUGGCAUUGUCUUGCCUUUCAUUGACAACGACUCAAGUGCUCCAUCGAAAGGCGGGAUCUUUGCUCCCGAAUGGAGGAUCGACAACUCUUCAAAGGGUGAUGCCGACAUCUGGGGACACGAUUCGUACCCACUAGGGUUCAACUGUUCCAAUCCAACUGUCUGGCCAGAUGGAUAUCUAUACACCAUUGGAUACGAACGGCAACAGACAUUGAGUCCCUCAAGAUUCGAGGCUAUCACUGAAUUUCAAGGAGGAACUUUUGAUCAGUGGGGUGGUACAGGCUAUGAGAAAUGUAUUCAGAUGUACAACGAAGAGUUCGAAAGAGUGUUCAUGAAGAACAACUUUGCUUCAGCCCCUGGCCUCAUCAACGUUUACAUGACUUUUGGAGGUACUAGCUGGGGCAACAUGGCAUGGUCACAAGCCUACAGUUCCUACGACUAUGCUUCAGCAAUCGCUGAAGAUAGGACCUUGACCAGAGAGAAGUACUCCGAGCUAAAACUAGAAGCAAACUUCUUGCGCGUCACCCCAGCGUAUUCCAAUUCUAGUGUUCAAAAUCUCACGACAGAACUCUACACCAACAAUGCAGCAGUCGCUGUUACCCCGCUAAUCGGGAAUGGAACGUCCACUAACUUGUACAUCAUGCGGCACUCGAACUACUCGGAAAACUCUUCUCUAGCCUACAAGUUUAUAGCUAAUACCACUGAAGGAUACUUCACUGUGCCCAACUUAGGUGGAAAUCUGACCCUGAGUGGACGAGAUUCAAAAUGGCACGUGACCAACUAUCAAUUUGGCUCUCACAGUUUGAUAUAUUCUACCGCAGAGAUUUUCACCUGGAAGGAAUAUAAGUCUUUGACUCUGCUUAUUGUUUAUGGUGGUCCUGGAGAGACUCAUGAGAUCGCAAUUUCAACGAAUCUGACAAGUAAUCAAUUAGAAGGUCCCAAAAUCAGCACUACGUCUGGCAAUGGUAGUUUGAUCCUCAAUUGGGAAACUUCUACCACGCGACGUGUCAUUCAAAUUGGCGAUAUAUUUGUUUAUAUAUUCGAUCGAAAUUCUGCGUACAAUCUUUGGGUCAUGGAUUUUGAGAGCCUUGGGUUGUGGGGAAAUUAUAGUGCGAAUGUUGGAAAUACCACUUCUGCUGUCGUCGUCGACGCCGGCUACCUUAUCAGAAAUGCGGAGUUCGAUCGAGCUGGGCUAUAUAUCGAGGGAGACCUCAAUUCUACCGUGCCACUGAAAAUUAUUGGGGCUCCGGAGUCCGCACAAAGCCUUUUCUUCAAUGGCGCAGAGCUCGAAUACUCCUCGAAUCCGGUCACAAAUGAGUGGUCCACAAUUCUGAAAUACGAGACUCCCACGAUUGAAAUCCUAGAUCUUGACACCCUCGAAUGGAAAUUCAUCGAUAAUCUGCCAGAACUCCAACCAGAUUACGACGACUCUCUCUGGACACUCGCUGAUCACACAACUACCAACAACACACGGCGUCCCCUCCUCACUCCCACCUGCAUCUUCGCAAGCGAUUACGGCUACAACAGCGGCGGGGUACUCAUUUACCGUGGUCAUUUCACAGCAAAUGGGAAUGAGACUUCCCUCUGGCUUGCAACUCAAGGCGGCAUGGCAUACGGCAGCUCCGUCUGGCUAAACAGCACUUACCUAGGAUCAACUAUCGAUUCGCCUUCCUACACCCAACUCAACAAUACCUACAAUUUCACCACCUCUCCUGGUAAAAGCUACGUGUUCACUAUUCUUGUCGUAAACAUGGGUUUUGAAGAGAAUCCCGAUCCAGGAGCGGAUCAAAUGAAAGAACCACGUGGUAUUCUAGACUACGAAUUCCAGGGCCGGAAUAAAACUACUAUAACCUGGAAACUCACUGGUAAUUUUGGGGGCGAGCAGUAUCCAGACAAAGAUCGAGGGCCAAUGAACGAAGGCGGAUUAUUCGCGGAGCGGCAGGCCUUCACGCAGCCUUUCCCCCCAAGUGAGAGCUGGGAAGCUGGGGCUGGAUUUUGGACUGCUGGGUUUGAGCUCGAUCUGCCAUAUGGUUAUGAUAUUCCUCUCUCAUUUGAUGUUGAGCCAUCAGUCACGAAUGGGACUCUGGAUGCGUUUAGGGCUUGGAUUUGGGUCAAUGGGUAUCAGUAUGGGCGGUAUAUCAAUCACAUUGGUCCACAGACUAAUUUCCCUGUGCCUCAAGGAAUCUUGAAUUAUCAUGGGAUGAAUUGGGUUUCGGUCGAGAUAUGGGCACAGCAGGAAACCGGGGCUAAACUUGCGAACUUUACGCUUACAGCUGGAGUUCCUGUUCUUACGAGCCUGAAGACUCCUAGGAUGGCGCCUAUGCCGAGCUUUACACCUCGGUUAGGGUCAUAUUGAGGAGGGACAACCUCUGGACAGCUAUACAUGACGAGAAAAAGAGCCUCAGAUAAAUUCUUAGUAGUCAAAUGCCAGC
Mollisia scopiformis is the source of this 3409-nucleotide messenger RNA. RefSeq names its product glycoside hydrolase family 35 protein. The transcript is spliced from 7 exons. The coding region runs from base 298 to 3333 and encodes 1011 amino acids. The record is from RefSeq and is a predicted model, not a curated record. Gene Ontology annotation, biological process: carbohydrate metabolic process. NCBI's taxonomy places the organism in Eukaryota, Fungi, Ascomycota, Leotiomycetes, Helotiales, Mollisiaceae. Gene Ontology annotation, molecular function: beta-galactosidase activity. Gene Ontology annotation, cellular component: vacuole.